This is a messenger RNA of Cucurbita maxima (winter squash), 1002 nucleotides long. RefSeq lists its product as uncharacterized. Lineage: Eukaryota; Viridiplantae; Streptophyta; Magnoliopsida; Cucurbitales; Cucurbitaceae. The record is from RefSeq and is a predicted model, not a curated record. The transcript is spliced from 2 exons. Bases 37 to 564 code for a protein of 175 amino acids.
AGACCCCAAGCCUCGGCUCUGCCACGCCUCAGAGAGAUGCUCGCACAGAAAAAGGAAGAUUUUAUUGCAUCAAAUACAGAGAGGGAAGGAGAGAUUGGCAGUGUAAAGUUACGCAGAGACAUGGGUGAGGUUCCCUCAUAUUGUCCAGCAAUGAAGAACGCUGGAGCUAUCAAUAUGAGUCCAGAGACUUCUUUUCCCCAGCAUUUCCACAUCCUUGGUAAGGCAUGUUCAAGAUUGGACAUUUCAACCAAUCUGAUGUACUGUAUAUUGUGCUGCUCCUUCAAAACAGUUACCCUCAUUCUCUUGUUUCCUUAUGAGCAAGUGAAUGGGAAUCCUGUGCCUACUAUAAUCUUCAAAGGCCUUCCAUCAACUUUCCAUGCCUUUCUACUUUCAACUGUGAUGGCAUUCUCAGGCGCAUUUAACGCCUUGAUGCUUUCUGCUAAUAAGCCAAAAAUUGCCAGGUUUUGCAGCUACUAUUCUAUGGCAUUUAUGGCCUCAGCUGUAGUUUUAUUGAUUUGGGCUGUGUAUCAGACGGUUUUCAACCGGAGACAAUGGCAGGAUUAAGACAUAUUUAGAUGUUGCCCCUACUUAUCAGUUUCAAGGGGGGAGCAUUUCAGACGUUUCCUGUAAUAAUAGAGUUCAUGCAAUCUGAGACUUGUACAAGUCUCCCAAUUCAAAAGGAACCUUUCGAAUAUUUCAAGCGGAUUUUCCAGUCCUAGACACCUUGUGUAUGUCAAGAAAGCAAAAAGAAAGUUGUCAAAAGAAUGGAAAUUCCAUUUUCUAGUCAGGCUGAAGAAUCCCAAUCCUUGAGAAGAUUUUUUCUACAAGUUGGAUAAUUACUUUCCACCUUAAACUAUGAGUUAUUUGUUUGCUUCAAUUUUUCUGCUCCAGCACUUUAUCCUAACAUAGUUUCAUUUCUCAAGUCAUGGUUCAAGGAAGUAUCAUUUUACUCCUAGAAGGCCUAUAUCAGAAAUGUUAUUUGUUACGAUAUUCUCUUUCGUA